Molecule: messenger RNA, 933 nt
Organism: Ananas comosus (pineapple)
Lineage: Eukaryota; Viridiplantae; Streptophyta; Magnoliopsida; Poales; Bromeliaceae
Exons: 3
Coding region: 73-735 (220 amino acids)
Source: RefSeq, a predicted model, not a curated record
CACGGUGAGUUGGUAUAGCGGCGUGGUGACGUGGAGGAGAUUAUUUGAAAAACCCUAGCUUCGUCACAAAGAAUGGACUCUGAUGAAAGUAAUACAGUAAAUCGUGGUAGAGGCAAAAACAAACGACCAUGGAAAGAGAUGGAAGAUGAGAUAUUAGUUCAAUGCUUAAAGGAGUUAGCCACUGAUCUCCACUGGAAAGGAGAGAACGGAUUUAGAAAUGGUUACUUCGGACGUUUAGAGAAAAUGAUUACUGAAAGGCUACCUGGCUGUGGUUUGAGGGCUAGCCCGCACAUUGAGUCGAGAGUAAAGUAUUUAAAACAAAAAUAUUGUGCAAUUACGGAGAUCUUAUCAAAAACAGGCGUUACAUGGGAUGACCAAAGAAAAAUAAUUUCAUGUGAUAAAAAGUGGUAUGAUGAUUGGUGUAAGAUGCACGAGUCUGCCAAAGGAUUAUGGGGGAUGCCUUUUCCACACUUAGAUGUUCUUGCAGAAAUCUAUGGAAAAGACAGGGCAACUGGAGAAGGAGUUGAAACAUUUGUAGAUGCAGUGCAUAAUAUAGAAAAUGAAGAAGCAAAUCCUAUGCUAGCUUAUAUAGAAGGAGGAUGUCCCAAUGUUGUAGAUGAUGAUAAUGAAAAUGAAACCCAAUCAGCGGAGAGGGCUGCUUCAAGUAGUUCAAGAAAGGCCAAGAAACAUAAAUCCAAUAAAGAGAAAGAAGCAAAAGAUCCUUUACAAGAGUAGGUGGAGUUAUUUUCUAGAACUCUUGGACCAUUCAUAUCUCGAAUGGAGACACACUUUGCAACUAUGGCUAAUGUUAUGACACGAGAACAGGAAAUGGCAGAGAAGAGUACUGCAGAAAAUAAUACUGCUAGGGUAGUGGUAGAGUUACUUGCUUUAUCUUUUAAUAGUAACCAAAUUAUAAAAGCAACUGAUAUUUUU